Molecule: messenger RNA, 3680 nt
Organism: Ictidomys tridecemlineatus (thirteen-lined ground squirrel)
Lineage: Eukaryota; Metazoa; Chordata; Mammalia; Rodentia; Sciuridae
Source: RefSeq, a predicted model, not a curated record
GAGAGCUGUAACCUCAUCAGAUUAAUUCAUUUGAAUGGACUACUGGAUGGUAACUGUAGGCAGGUGGGGGCUUGGCUAGAGGAAGUAAGUCACUGGGGGUGUGAUCUUGACUAUCUUGUAACUGGUUUCUCUCUUGCUCUCUGCUUCCUGGCUGCUAUGAGCUGACGGCUUUCGAGCAAUGAAGUUGGCCAACAAUCCAUCAUGUUACAGAAAAUGGAGGACUAUAUAAAAGACCCUUCAAUGAAGCUUUUGAAGAAACGCCCAUGCUGGUUGCCGUGCUCACAUAUGUGGGCUAUGGGGUGCUUACCCUCUUUGGAUAUCUUCGGGAUUUCCUGAGGCACUGGAGAAUUGAAAAGUGUCAUCAUGCAACAGAAAGAGAAGAACAAAAGGACUUUGUGUCAUUGUAUCAGGAUUUUGAAAACUUCUAUACAAGGAACCUCUACAUGAGGAUAAGAGACAACUGGAAUCGACCGAUCUGCAGCGUGCCUGGAGCCAAGGUGGACAUCAUGGAGAGACAGUCUCAUGACUACAACUGGUCAUUCAAGUAUACAGGGAAUAUAAUUAAAGGUGUUAUAAAUAUGGGUUCCUACAACUAUCUUGGAUUUGCACGAAACACUGGAUCAUGUCAAGAAGCAGCUGCCAGGGUCCUAGAGGAGUAUGGCGUUGGAGUGUGCAGUACUCGGCAGGAAAUUGGAAACCUGGACAAGCAUGAAGAACUAGAGAAGCUUGUAGCAAGGUUUUUGGGAGUAGAAGCUGCUAUGACAUAUGGCAUGGGAUUUGCAACAAAUUCAAUGAAUAUUCCUGCUCUUGUUAGCAAAGGUUGCUUAAUUCUGAGUGAUGAGCUAAACCAUGCAUCGCUGGUUCUAGGUGCCAGACUGUCGGGGGCAACCAUUCGAAUCUUCAAGCACAACAAUAUGCAAAGCCUAGAGAAGCUAUUAAAAGAUGCCAUUGUUUAUGGUCAGCCUCGGACACGAAGGCCCUGGAAGAAAAUUCUAAUUCUUGUGGAAGGAAUAUAUAGCAUGGAGGGGUCUAUUGUUCGCCUUCCUGAAGUGAUUGCCCUCAAGAAGAAAUACAAGGCAUACUUGUAUCUGGAUGAGGCUCACAGCAUCGGCGCCCUGGGCCCUAAAGGUCGAGGUGUGGUAGACUACUUUGGCUUGAAUCCUGAGGAUGUGGAUGUCAUGAUGGGAACGUUCACAAAGAGCUUUGGUGCUUCUGGAGGAUACAUUGGAGGCAAGAAGGAGCUGAUUGACUAUUUGCGCACACAUUCUCAUAGUGCAGUGUAUGCCACAUCUCUGUCACCCCCUGUGGUGGAGCAGAUCAUCACCUCAAUGAAGUGCAUCAUGGGGCAGGAUGGCACUAGCCUUGGCAAAGAAUGUGUGCAGCAGUUAGCCGAGAACACUAGGUAUUUCAGGAGACGACUGAAGGAGAUGGGCUUCAUCAUCUAUGGAAAUGAAGAUUCUCCAGUGGUGCCUUUGAUGCUCUACAUGCCAGCCAAAAUUGGCGCCUUUGGACGAGAGAUGCUAAAGCGAAACAUUGGUGUAGUUGUGGUAGGAUUUCCUGCUACCCCAAUUAUUGAGUCCAGAGCCAGGUUUUGCCUGUCAGCAGCUCAUACCAAAGAAAUACUUGAUACGGCCUCCGCUUCCCCAGAUCUCAACUCUCCUGGGGAAGAGGAGAUACCCCCGCUCCCUGGAACCCACCUGCAGGCAGGGCCAUGCCAGCACAGGUGCCAGACUCUACGGGAGCCAACAGCCUGGACCCCAGGCAAGGCCACCUCUCCCAAGACCCUGGAGGACAGUCCCUUGCUAAUGGAGCUGCAGAAACUGCCAGGAAUGGCCAACACAGACCUGGGCACCCGGAACCCCAACAUCCAGGUGACCAUCGAGGUGGUAAAGGACCCCCAGGCUGAGGUGGAGAUGGACUUGCUGGCCGAGCCCAGUCAUCGCUGGCCCCAGGAUGCCCCCAGCCAGAUGCCCACCAAAGAGCUCUUCUGGCCCCUCUUCUGGAGCUACCUGGAAGAUGAGGAAGGGGACACUGGCUUCAGGGACAGAGCCCCAGGGGAAGAGGAGGAGGUGGGAGAGGAAGAGGAGGAUUACCUUUCCGAGUACAGCGAGGGCGGGGACCAGGAGGAUGCCGACGAGGACGAGGUGCCUUGGUCUGGUGGGGCCACAGAUGGCUGGUCCUUCAGGGAGCUCGACAGCUAUGACUACGAGCUUCAGGAGGAGUGGAGCCCCUGGUCUCCCUGCACUGGGAACUGCAGCAGCGGCAGCCAGCAGAGGACUCGGGCCUGUGGCUAUGCCUGCACUGCCACCCAGACCCGUACCUGUGAUUUGCCCCCCUGCCCUGGCGCUGAGAACAAGGACAACUUGGGCUUUCCCAGCGAGGGGCGGCAGCCCCUGGCCCACAACGCUACGGACUUGCUUGGCCCAGAUGUGGACAGCUGUGAGAAGUGGCUGAACUGCAAAAGUGAGUUCCUAGCCAAGUAUGUGAGCCAGGUGCUGCGGGACCUGCCCAGCUGCCCGUGUGCCUACCCGCUGGAGGCCGUGGAUAGUGCCGUGAGCCUGCAGGACGAGCACCAGGGCCGCAGCUUCCGGUGGAGGGACGCCAGUGGCCCACACGAGCGCCUGGACGUCUACCAGCCCACGGCGCGUUUCUGCCUGCGCUCCCUGCUGUCGGGGGGCAGCAGCACGCUGGCCGCCCAGCACUGCUGCUACGACGAGGGCAGCCGGCUGCUGACCCGUGGCAAGGGCGCCGGAGCCCCGGACCUUGUCAGCACGGACUUCUCACCUGAGCUGCACUUCAAGGUGGACAAGCUGCCCUGGAUCCUGUGUAAGGGGGACUGGAGCCGUUACCAUGCUGUGCGGCCCCCCAACAAUGGCCGGGCCUGCGCGGACAACCCCCCUGAGGAGGAGUAUCUGGCCCAGUUGCAGGAGGCCAAGGAGUACUGAUGAGGGGCUGCCGGACAGAUGCUGCAGGGGGCAGCUGGGGGCUGCUGAACUGCAAAAAGUCCCUUUCAGGCCCCUCACCCCACCCCUUCCCAGACCGGGUGAGUGCUAGGGGUCAUCCUGUAAGGCCAGUCUGGUGCCCCAGGCCUUCUGCUUGUGACUCCAAGGCAGGUCAGGGACCUAGGUGUCCAGGGGAUUUGAGGAGAAGGUUGAAGGGAUCUAGGACCCAGGGUGCGGGGAAGGAGCCUAGGCUUCAGGGCACCUGGGAGUGUGAUGGAAAUGCGGACAUACCAUGUGUCCUGGCCCUCAGUCCUACCUGUUUGCUGGUAGGAACUGUCCCAGCCUGGCUACUGGUUUUUCUCCCUCUCAGAACUUGAGAUGGGUCCAGGAGGGUGCCAUGUGCCUGGAGUGAUUAUGAAUGAGCAAUCUGGCAGGAAAAGAGCCCUGAUUGGUAGCACUUGGGUAAUUUCUGUGGUGUAAACACUCCCACCAAUGGCCCGUUUGAAGUUCCUGGCGAUGUCACUGAAUGCACUGAGUUCAGAGUUGGGAGGAGAUGUGCCUAAGGUCUCAGCACACCUCACGCCUCUUCCCAGUCUCCCCUUCUUCCCCAAACCACACUUCUGUGAGUUCCAACUCUCCCUGUUCACAAGAGGUGGGAGACUUAAGCCUCCACCCCUAGACAGCUGCCCUGAGGCUGGCUUUCUGGGAUUCUCAGCAAUAAAGCACUUUAUUUUCAAA